AUGGCGCUAGCCGCUGAUCAGCGGAAGAAGAUCCUCAAGGUCUUGAUGACAUCUUUGCUUCUGGAUUUGAUAUCCUUCACUUUCAUUCUACCGCUAUUUCCUUCCUUAUUGACUUUCUACCGCAACGAAGACCCUUCCCCUGUGUCUCUCUUGAAUCGGAUAUUUCACUAUCUGAACGCUUACAAGAACGCUUUUGCCAAACCAAUCGACUCCCGCUAUGACAUCGUCCUUCUAGGAGGCGCCCUGGGCUCGCUUUUCUCUUUUCUUCAGGCUCUUGCCGCCCCAUUUAUCGGGCGUCUCUCCGACAGAUAUGGCCGCAGGACGGCGCUUCUAUACUCUAUGGCGGGCAAUACCCUUAGCGUCGCGCUCUGGAUAGCUGCCACAGACUUUCGCACCUUUGUUGCUAGUCGCAUUGUUGGCGGCCUUAGUGAAGGCAAUGUGCAGCUGGCUAAUGCUAUAGCCACUGAUAUCAGCGAUGCCAGUCAGAGGGGCUCGACCAUGGCAUUAGUGGGCGCUUGCUUUAGCAUUGCAUUUACAUGCGGCCCAGUGCUGGGGGCGGCACUUUCCAACAUUACGACCGUAGCUGCAAAUCCAUUUGCAACAGCUGCGGGAGUGUCACUCUUUCUAAUCGUCGUUGAGACACUCUACCUGUACCACUGCCUUCCGGAGACGCACCCCCGUCUUACCAAGCUCACCCAAGCUACGCCCCAGUCCAACCGUACCAACUUUGCGAGCAGUGGAAUAAGUCGUUCAACACCUCGCGUGCAUAUCAACAACCCUGCUAUGCUCAAUCUGAUUCAUUUCCUCUUUCUUCUUCCUUUCUCGGGCUUGGAGUUUUCCCUUCCCUUUUUGACUGCAACAUUCUACGCCGGGCACAAAACAAGCCCUUCCGCGCUAAAUGGCCGUCUCUUAUCCAUGAUGGGUCUCAUUGCAUCCUUGCUCCAGGGUACCGUCGUACGACGCUUACCUCCGCUCAUUACUGUCCGUGCGGGUGUGGUAGCUUGCACCGUUUCGUUCUUCCUUCUUGCUCAUGUUUCUUCCUUACCUGGGCUAUACGCUGCCAGUGGAUUUCUAGCCAUCACUAGCGCUACUGUAGUAACCGGGCUGAACAGCCUGGGGAGCCUCGAAGCAUCAGAAGGAGAGCGCGGCGCUGUGCUGGGCCGGCUGAGAAGCUGGGGACAGGUGGGCCGCGCAACGGGGCCUUUACUUUUCUGUUCACUCUUUUGGUGGGUUGGCCGCGAGAUUGCCUAUACCACUGGAGGAUUCUUGAUGCUUGCUGUUUGCGUGGGGGUGUUUACGACGUUGAAGUCGCCUCCUAUUCCACCAGCUCUAAAGAAGAAACGAUGA
This is a messenger RNA of Aspergillus bombycis, 1347 nucleotides long. RefSeq names its product putative tetracycline transporter. The transcript has 2 exons. Bases 1 to 1347 code for a protein of 448 amino acids. Gene Ontology annotation, molecular function: transmembrane transporter activity. NCBI's taxonomy places the organism in Eukaryota, Fungi, Ascomycota, Eurotiomycetes, Eurotiales, Aspergillaceae. Gene Ontology annotation, cellular component: brush border membrane. The record is from RefSeq and is a predicted model, not a curated record. Gene Ontology annotation, biological process: transmembrane transport.